UGGUGGAAGGGCUAGGACAAAGCUCCAAGAGAAUAAAUGAGUAUAUAAAUGAAAAAAAAAAAAAAGUCAUGGGCUAUGCAAGUCUAUUCUAAAAUUGCACUGACAUGUUGGGCAAAGUUUUGCCAAAUAUUGCAUUAAUAUUACCACUGGAAAACUUUUUUUCCCCUCGGAUUAUCAGCACAGUUCAUUCAAUUCAGAUCAUAAAAAUUGUACCUUAAAUUUGUAACUGCCAAAUUUUUUUUUGGUGUGUAUUUAGCCAAUACUUACUGAGCACUUACUCUGUAGGAGGCACUGUUUUAUGUAAAUUUUAUGUAGAAACAACUUCAGAGCAACAUUUUGUUUCAAACUUAGGUUCUGAAAUUUUGAAACCAGGGAAGAAUUUUUUGUUGUUGUUUUAAUGAAGAUUCAUCUGAGUCAUUUUAUUGGUUUGAUUUUGUGUUGUCAAUAAAUUUAAAAUCACUAAAUGGCAAUUUAUCUCGCCCUUCUAUUGUAUUUUAGCAUGUACUUAUUUGUUUCUAUGAAAAAGAUUUUUAAAAGUAGAUGAUACAAAUGAAUACGUUUGUUUCCAAAUGAACCAAACAGAAAUGAAAGGGUAAGAAGAGAAUUUCAUGACUAGCAAAUUGGGGAAGGAUAAUCUAAUCUCCCAGAGGUUGGCAAAUUCUGUUGUUUACUAAUAAAUACCUGUUUAGUGUGCUCUUUAACACUGCUGUAGAGGAAAAAAGACGAAGCCAGCCUCUUAAAGUAGUUGUAAACUACUUAACUUUCCAAGUAAAGCUUUUAGAAUAUUUUGUAGGUAUGCCUUUUUUGUUGUUGGUAUUCCUGUUUUAAAGUGCAGCUUUUUGAAGUGGACGGGUUACAUGUUGCAUAAGCUUUGAAACGGCCAAAAACAAGUUAAAUAGCCACCUUUAUUUACAGCUGUUGGACUAGGUAUUAGAUCUCUUCCAGGAAGAAAAUUUGAUUAAUGGCUUUUUUCCAAAGUGGGGACAAUUGCAGACUUUUCUUCCGCAGAGCGUGAAAUGUGCCUCUUCCUGCCGAGGGGCCUUGUCCUAGCCGCGGCUACCGGGGCGGUUUCCAGCCUCAGGUGUCUCUCGCCGUGGGCCGCGGCCGCUCUCCGGGGCGGGCGUCCGGGACUUCCUGUCUGAACGCGGGGCGGAAGGAUCGCGUUGCCAGCCGAGGCGGCCGCCGCCGCCGCCGCCGCCGCCGCCGCCCCUGCCGUUAGGUGGUGGGGUUUCUCAGCCCCGCGGCGGGAGGCGGGCCGGCCUCGGCUUCCUGUCGGAGGACGCGCAAGGAUCCGGGCGUCUGAGUGUGUGCGAGUGCGUGAGUGUGUGUCGGUCGCACGGCGUGUAUCUCCGGCCGUGGGUUCCGCCUCCUCCCCUGCUGCCGCUGCUCACGGUGUAAGUCAAUGUGAAGCAGCAGCUCCAGCCCCGGGAUAAACAUGGCGACGUCUCUGCAUGAGGGACCCACGAACCAGCUGGAUCUGCUCAUCCGGGCUGUGGAAGCAUCAGUUCAUAGCAGUAAUGCACACUGUACAGAUAAGACCAUUGAAGCUGCUGAAGCCCUGCUUCAUAUGGAAUCUCCUACCUGCUUAAGGGAUUCAAGAAGUCCUGUGGAAGUGUUUGUCCCUCCUUGUGUAUCAACUCCAGAAUUUAUCCAUGCUGCUAUGAGGCCAGAUGUCAUUACAGAAACUGUAGUGGAGGUGUCAACUGAAGAAUCCGAACCAAUGGAUACCUCUCCUAUUCCCACAUCACCAGACAGCCAUGAACCAAUGAAAAAGAAAAAAGCUGAAAGGGCUUCGCAGAUUACCACAUCCUCUGCAAUAGUUGGCCGUAAACCAAAGACCCAGCAAUCACCAAUUUCCAAUGGGUCUCCUGAGUUAGGUAUAAAGAAGAAACCCAGAGAAGGCAAAGGAAACACAACCUAUUUGUGGGAGUUUCUCUUAGAUCUACUUCAAGAUAAAAAUACUUGUCCUCGGUAUAUUAAGUGGACUCAGAGAGAAAAAGGCAUAUUCAAGCUUGUGGAUUCCAAGGCUGUCUCUAAGCUUUGGGGGAAGCAUAAGAAUAAGCCAGAUAUGAACUAUGAAACUAUGGGACGAGCUCUGAGAUAUUAUUACCAAAGGGGUAUUCUUGCAAAGGUUGAAGGACAGAGGCUUGUAUAUCAGUUCAAGGAUAUGCCCAAAAACAUAGUGGUCAUAGACGACGACAAAAGUGAAACUUGUAAUGAAGACUUAGCAGCAGCUACUGAUGAAAAAUCAUUAGAACGAGUGUCACUGUCUGCAGAAAGUCUCCUAAAAGCAGCAACCUCUGUUCGUGGUGGAAAAAACUCCUCUCUAAACUGCUCCAGAGCAGAGAAGGGUGUAGCUAGAGUUGUGAAUAUCACUUCCCCUGGUCACGAUGCUCCAUCCAGGUCCCCUACUACUACCACAUCUGUGUCAGCAACGGCAGCUCCAAGGACAGUUCGUGUCGCAAUGCAAGUACCUGUUGUAAUGACAUCGUUGGGUCAGAAAAUUUCAACUGUGGCAGUUCAGUCAGUUAAUGCAGGUGCACCGUUAAUAACCAGCACUAGUCCAACAACAGCAACCUCUCCAAAGGUAGUUAUUCAGACAAUCCCUACUGUGAUGCCAGCCUCUUCUGAAAAUGGAGACAAAAUCACCAUGCAGCCUGCCAAAAUUAUUACCAUCCCAGCUACACAACUUGCACAGUGUCAACUUCAGACAAAGUCAAAUCUGACUGGAUCGGGAAGCAUUAACAUUGUUGGAACACCGCUGGCUGUGAGAGCACUUACUCCUGUUUCCAUAGCCCAUGGUACACCUGUAAUGAGACUAUCGGUGCCUACUCAGCAGGCAUCUGGCCAGACUCCUCCCCGAGUUAUCAGUGCGGUCAUAAAAGGGCCAGAGGUAAAAUCAGAAGCAGUGGCAAAAAAGCAGGAACAUGACGUGAAAACUUUGCAGCUGGUACAAGAAGAAAAACCAGCAGAUGGAAAUAAGACAGUGACCCACGUAGUGGUUGUCAGUGCACCUUCAGCUAUUGCCCUUCCCGUAACUAUGAAAACGGAAGGACUAGUGACGUGUGAGAAAUAAAAUAGCAGCCCUACCACGGACUUAAGACUGUUAGUGAUAGUACUAACAUAAAUACUUGCAAGGGAGGUCAUCAAGAAGAGUCAAAAGAAGACUUUAAAACAUUUUUAAUGCAUAUAAGAAAACAAUCAAACUUACUGGAAGUAAAUUACCUAUCCCAUGUUUCAGUGGGAAAUGAACUACAUACGGAGAUGCUGACAGAAAACUGCCUCUUACAGUAGGAAACAACUGAACCCAUCAGUAAGGAAAAGGAUUGAAAAGGGACCAAGCAACUCACUACAAUAUCAAGUUACACUAAGACUUGGAACACUAACAUUCUGUAAGAGGUUAUAUAGUUUUCAGUGGGGAGGGGUUGGGAUGGGUGAUCUCAUUGUUACAUACAGCAAUUUUUGAUGCAUUUUAUAUGCAUACCAGCAAUUAUUACUGUGUUCACACAGAACUCACUUAACUGGUGCUAUGUGAAGACUGCUAAUAUAGGUAUUUUAGAAUGUGAAUUGAAAAAUGGAUCCAAAAGCUUUUCAGAAAGAUAGCAAAAAAGAUCUAGUGCGAUUUUUUUUUUAUAUCAUAUAGCUUAAGCUGAUUUAAAACAAAGGCCUUAGACUAAUUUUGUUUUCUUUAUCGAAAUAAGCUAAUGGCUUGUUUGUGUAAAGCUUUUUUAUUAAAAGAAAAAUUUUAAAAAUCUUGUACCUAGCACAGUAUUGUUAUAGAAUUUACAUGUAACAUUUUAUAUGGUAGUUUAAGUCUGUCAGUUUCCUAAUUGUGGACAAAUUAACAGUUGCUCUGGCCUUUUGCUGUAACCUGCCUGUGUCACUCACUUAGCCCUGGCAUCUGUGCAGACAUAUCAGUUCCAGUUCUACUGUCACUUGGAAGUUCAGGCUCAGCAUGAAUUUUUGUCAGGUAGCUCUAAUACCUGGUGUUUUUGUUUUUUUCCUUCCUUCCUUUCUUUCUUUUCUUUUUUUUUAGUUGAAGUUUAAGAGGGAAAGUACCAGUGUUCAGAUUUGAACUAUAAUAGUUUGUAUAUUCAACAUUUGAAGUAUAUUCUAUUUUGUUGUACUCUUGUUUCAAAGUGUAUUCAAGUAGGUUUUCUGAAAUAUAGAAAUGAAAUUUA
This is a messenger RNA of Acinonyx jubatus (cheetah), 4181 nucleotides long. It is a transcript of the gene ELF2, whose product is annotated as E74 like ETS transcription factor 2. NCBI's taxonomy places the organism in Eukaryota, Metazoa, Chordata, Mammalia, Carnivora, Felidae. Gene Ontology annotation, molecular function: DNA-binding transcription factor activity, RNA polymerase II-specific; sequence-specific DNA binding. The record is from RefSeq and is a predicted model, not a curated record. Gene Ontology annotation, cellular component: nucleus. The transcript has 8 exons. Gene Ontology annotation, biological process: regulation of transcription by RNA polymerase II; cell differentiation. The coding region runs from base 1436 to 3076 and encodes 546 amino acids.